Molecule: messenger RNA, 327 nt
Organism: Pseudocercospora fijiensis CIRAD86
Lineage: Eukaryota; Fungi; Ascomycota; Dothideomycetes; Mycosphaerellales; Mycosphaerellaceae
Exons: 3
Coding region: 1-327 (108 amino acids)
Source: RefSeq, a predicted model, not a curated record
AUGCCAGGUCGUGGUGAUGAAAGCGAGGAUUUGAUGUUUCGUUUGGAGCUUUCGUUUGUAGACGUGAACCGCGUUGGAAGAGCUCGGAUCGUGCCGAAAAGCCAAUUGACAGCAGUCAACCAAUAUUUGACUCGAGGCAAAUCAUUUGCGAAAGUGCAGGUGCACUGGGCAGUGGCCACCGCAAUCAUGCCCAGUGUACGAGGCCAGGAGUUACAUCAAGUGAGGAGGAGAGACAAGAUACACUUUUGCGGAUAUGGCAGAAUGCUGUCAUUAUCGCGACGGGGUAUAUACAUGGAACAGCAAGAUCGCUCGAGUCAAACCAGGUGA